AUGACUAUUGAAGGAUUUGAGUGUCUGUCGAUGAGCUACAUCGAAUUGCYUCAAUUAAGUGAAACUACCUUGCAAAAUUCGCUGAUUCGUUCUUCCAAGCUAGCUUACCUUGAUUUGAGUGGACAACCAAUAGUGAACAUUGACUUUAUCAGCCUGGGUAAAGUACCCCCUCUUCGAACUCUGAUUUUAAAUGACUGUCUAAAGCUUUCCACUGGGUCAGAACAGUUCAUUGAUGUCAUAAGACRGCUAGAUAAUCUUAGAUACCUCUCACUGAAUGGAGUUUGUUUAUSUCCAAAACAAGCUAUUGCGAUUGCUAAGGCUCGACCAGAAUUAUUUCUUCUAGGUCUAUSGGCCCACCAUGGUAAACGAGCAAAUAACCUUGUCACUACUCCUUACCGUAACUGGAAAGAUGCCAGAGCAGACUUUUCAAAACAUAGUAAACUUGAAUACCACCGAGAUUCCAAGACAAAGAUGGAUGCAUUUAUUCAAAUGAUGACUAAUCCGUCUCUUGACAUUCAGAACAGGAUUUCUCAAGAAGUGGAAAAGCAAGUUUUGAAAAACAGAGCCUUUCUGACAUCAAUUAUUAAAUGCAUCGAGUUAUGCGGGCGUCAAGGUAUAGGUUUAAGAGGCCAUAGAGAUGACGCAAACUCUAACGCAAGCAACCAAGGGAAUUUCAAGGCUUUGAUUGAGCUACGGCUUGAUGCCGGUGACACAGAGCUUUAUGAACAUCUCCAAACUUCAAAUCGCAACUCGUACAUGUCAAAAACAACCCAAAACGAGCUUUUGCUGUGUAUCAAGAAGUAUAUACAGAGCCAAUUUAUUAAUCAAGUCAAGAGUUCAGGAGGGUUCUUUGGUAUUGAAGCAGACGAAGUAACAGAUUCAGCUAACUGGGAGCAGCUUGGCCUGGUUAUUCGUUACUUAUAUAAUGAAAAAGUAACCGAGAGACUUGUGUCCUACAUUCAAUGUGAAGGCUGCACUGGGCGAGAGAUAUGUGACGAAAUUGUACAGGAACUGUCAAACUUGGGGUUGGAUCCCAAAAUGUGCCGAGCGCAAACGUAUGACGGUGCAGGUGCCAUGUCAGGAUGCCACAAUGGCUGUGCCAAACUCUUCCAGGAUGUCUCCCCUAGAGCUUUUUAUUUUCAUUGUGCAAGCCACGAACUAAAUUUGGCUCUAUCACAUGCAUCCAAGGUAGCUGAGAUCAACAAUAUGGUGUCAGCUCUCAAGUCAGUGGGCAUUUUUUUCAAGUAUUCCCCCAAACGACAACGUGAGCUAGAAGAAAGCAUUAUUGCUGUGGAUGAAGGAGCUAAAAUCAACAAUCAAUCGGAAUUUGAAGAAAAUGAAGUUGGAAUUGACAGCGGCGAUGACAGCAGUGAAUCGGAAGAAGAAGAAGAAGACRAGGUGUGYGAAGAAGAAAGUGCAGACAAGGAAGAAAACAGAAAAAGUGACGAUAGUAAAGAAGAAGAUAGUGCCAAGAGAAAAGCUGCAAAAGUGAAGAUAAAGCCGCUUUGCGAGACGCGAUGGGUAGAACGUCACACUGCAUUUCAAGACUUUGAAGACCUUUACGAACCUCUCCUUCUUUGCCUAGAUAGGAUAUCACAAAAUAAAGGUUCCAGAAAGUGGGAUGCCAAAUCUAAGACUGAGGCACAAGGUUUGUUCCACCAAAUAACAAAACCCGCGUUCAUCUCUGCUUUUUGUACCGCUAAGUACCUUUUUGGCUAUACAGUUGGCCUCAGCCGUUCCUUGCAGGGCUCUACAUUGAAUUUCGUUGAUGCAUACAAUCACAUCAAUGUAGUGAAGAACCACCUUCAGGAUAUAAGAACAAAUGCAAAGUCCAAGUUUGCAGGAUCCAUCAAAGACAAGAUGAAUGCUAUGACUAAAACGGCAGGCGUGAAAAUUACCAUCCCCCGAGUGUGUGGCAGACAGAUAUUGCGCAGUAAUGUACAGUCUAAGGGCCCACUUGCCUACUUUAGACGAAGCAUUUUCGUCCCGUUCCUUGAUGGCCUGUUGGACCAGAUGGCUAACCGCUUUGAUGGACUGUCCAAAUCAGCAGUAUUUGGACUGCUUCUCAUUCCUGUUAAUCUUGAUAAGCUUGAUAAAUCCUCCAGUAGCGAAGUGAUUCAGCAUUAUUCACCUGAUCUGCCAGCAGCAACUAGUGCGCCGCAAGAAAUGGAGCUAUGGAAGCAUUAUUGGGCCACUGUUGAAGAAAAACCAAGCAAUUUGCAAGACACCUUAAACGCUUGCAACGUAAGUCUUUAUCCGAAUAUUCACACCAUUCUGCGUGUACUUUCCAUCACACCUGUAACAAGCGCCACAGUAGAACGUAGCAACUCUUCACUACGUUUUGUCAAGAAUCUUUACAGAACCACAAUGUCGGAAGAUCGACUUAAUGCGCUACUUCUACUUUUUAUCCAUAAAGAUAAUAUUCCUUUGGACUACUCGGCAGUUGUUGACAUGUUUGCAUCCCGCAAUCCAAGGAGAAUGACCUUUCUCAACCCACUUAGUGACAAACUUUUUGAUGUUGUCACAUUUGUUGCAAAACAUGAUUGA
Exaiptasia diaphana is the source of this 2547-nucleotide messenger RNA. Its product is annotated as 52 kDa repressor of the inhibitor of the protein kinase. The record is from RefSeq and is a predicted model, not a curated record. The transcript is spliced from 4 exons. NCBI's taxonomy places the organism in Eukaryota, Metazoa, Cnidaria, Anthozoa, Actiniaria, Aiptasiidae. Gene Ontology annotation, molecular function: protein dimerization activity. Bases 1 to 2547 code for a protein of 848 amino acids.